Molecule: messenger RNA, 5824 nt
Organism: Chelonia mydas (Green sea turtle)
Lineage: Eukaryota; Metazoa; Chordata; Testudines; Cheloniidae
Exons: 4
Coding region: 1-888 (295 amino acids)
Source: RefSeq, a predicted model, not a curated record
AUGGAUGACAAAUUUAGACACAACUCCAUUGUCAUCAUUGGAGUUUUACCUUCUAGCACCAAGGAUCAAUUUAUCCCUAGGAACUCUCAGCCAUCAGAAUUCAAAGCGCCACUGAAGUUGCUCCUGAGAUGCCGAGAGCGUCAUCGCCUCCUAGCAACUCUCAUAGCAACGGGCCAACAUCUGCUCCCUCUGGACCAAUCCGGGAGCGGCACAUCUGGGCUGCCCGCCUCCUGCUCUGAAGCGAGUCGGGGAUGCGCUCGGCAGCGAGUGGAGGGACCUGCCGGAGCUGGGGCUGCCGCCGCGGGCAGGCUGAGGAGCAGGAGCCGAGCGGGGAGGCGGCGUUUCAAGCCAGGGGCGAGCGCCGGAGCCAGCCCCGCCCUGUGGCCCGGCUUGCCCGCUGAUCCCAUCAGGGUAUUGACAAAUACGCUAACGACGUCGAAAGUAGCCUACUUUAAGAGAAAAUAUGCAGAAGAAGAAGAUUUACAUCAAGAUUACCAGGGGUAUUUUCCAAAACACCUGAUAUUACCUGAGGACCGGACUUGUAUUCUAAAACUGUCUCUGCAGAAACUUCGAUUCCUUGAAGACCCUGAAACCUAUCUCCGCAGGUCUGUGCUUAUUAACAAUUUGCUGAGGAAGAUCCACCUAGAGACAGACAAAGAGAGCUAUGAAUACUUUAAGGAGGCACCCUGUUAUAGGACCGCUUACUCGGAUACAAGAAAACGGCUGAAGUUUAUGGUACAAGAAUGCUGUUCUCAGUCACUCUAUUAUGAAGAGCUGCAUUCGUAUCAUAUUGUGCCUUAUUCUACAGAGAAUUCCAUUUAUGGAAUGGGCUAUACAAGCAGCCACUUGGAGCAAAAUUCUCAGUUGCUUAUUUAUAAAAUGAAUUGAAGUAGCUGUUAGAUCCACUGAUGUUUUGUUUCUGAAUGCUUGAACUGCUUAUUAACAUGCGAAGAUGAGGCACUAAUUGUAAACACACUUGUGAUGAAAGACGGGAUACAAACAGAGAUGAAUGGAGGGUACUUUGAUUAAUACUCUGCAGUCAUUGGUAUGCAAAGGGUUUUAUAAGCAGAGAGCUUGCGUGCAAUGCAUUUUGUAGAAACUAAGCGACAUUAAGUUGCCAGUGUAGAUAUAAACAUUUUAUCUACUUUGUAUUUAAAUUAUGCCAUACCAGGUGAGAGGUAAAAACCAAAAGUGACAGAUUAUUCUGACAAUGAAAAUUUAGGGGUGGGAGUUAUUUUCUGUAAGGUUUAGAAAGCAAGUUUUCUUUGACAAAUGCUUUGAAUGUGAAGGAAUCAGUGCCAAAAGAAAUGCCUCUUUGGUUAGGAUUUUCAAAAGAGCAAAAUAACUCAUCCAGUAAUCACAAGAAGUUCUACACUGAGAUCAGUCAGCACUCUAGUGAGGGUGUUUUUAAUUGAGCCACUAAAUUGCUCUCACUUCUUACUUAUCUUUCUGUUGACACACAUUUUGCGACAAAACGGAAUGACUCAGAUGAAAGUCUAUUUUCUCAGCCAGUUGUCAGUGUUUUCUAAACAUGAUUUGAAUCCCCUCCAGGUUGCCUGGCUGGAAUUCUGAGGUUUGUGUGUGUGCGUGCGCUAUUUACUAUUCGACCAUGUGGUACAUCGCACGAUCAGUGUUAGAGCUUAGGUGGGCACUUUUUUGUGAUUUGAAAACAAAAUAAAACAAAAACCCACAUUCCAGAAAGGGAAUAUAUUAGACACACUGGAGUAAAACCUCAGAGGACUUUCAUUUGAGAUGAGUUUAAUCUGCAUUAGUGACAGUGUUUGAGGUGGAGUUAGAUGUCUAAUGUCAAUUUUUCAAAUUUCCUUUAGAAUAUAUAUCAAGCAUGUCCUAUGAGACACAUUGCGCAAUCUGAUGACGAGAAUGGGAAAGUCAUAGCUGCCAGAGCUAUGUUCUGAAAAUACCAAAGAGUAGCAUUAGGGAGAGAAUGACAUUAAAAUAAAUGGGGUCAAAAGCAGGGAUUGCACUGUAACUUGGGAGAACAUUAUGAACAAGCCAGUAAACUACAUAGUUACCAAUAUAUUUGUUGUUCACUUAAUGAUGACUUGCAACACAGAAUUGCUGAACAAAUAUGCCUGAUCCAAAGCUUAUGGAAGUCAAAGGGAGUCCUAUAGACUAUAAGUUUAUAGUGAAGGAAUCAGCUUUGCAUUGCAGGUUUUAGCCACUGGAGCUUUAAAGGUAAUGCUAAGUGAAAUAGUAGUAUAUUGUAACAAUGGAGGCAGACAUGUAUUCAAGUAACCAAUUUUCUCAUGUAGAUUUGACUGAUGCUAUUUCUCAAGUGUUAUACAGUAUGAACAAAUAAAAAUGGCCUUACAUGGAUGUGCUUAGUAUAGAACAAAGAUUCCACCUGUAACCCUACUUAAAAUGCCUUGCUCUUGUAUAUUGCACACACAAUUGCUGCUGUCAGACAUGUAUUAACCGUACAAUAAAUAAAAGACAAGGGCAGGAAGUAUGAGGAGCAAAGUCAAGUGAGUCAAGGAUGAUAUUCAUAGUUAGAAGCCAAUGCGGGUUUCAGAGACAGGAAGAGAGAGAACUAAAAAUCCAGGAAAGAAGAGAAUUUGUAGUAAAAAUGUUCAGACCUAAAUUCAACACAACUACUACUCCCAAAUUUCAGAAUCUACAACUGUAUGAAAUGCCCUUACUAUUAAAUAGCCUACGGACAGCACAGAAAUGGGAAAGCUGGAAAAUGGGGCAAUGCCGCUUCUUAAGUGAAAUUAGUAAUUGUGAAUGGUUAGGUUCUGAGAAGCCACUUUCAUUUUUCUUAGAGGCAAAAUGUCCAUACUUACCUUGGAGGUAAAGGGGUCAAAUUGUCUGAAGACCAGAUCCUCCGCUGGUGUGAUUCAACAUAGCUCCGCUGGUGUAAAUCAAUGGCCUCUUGUUGGCCCACUGGAGUAAUGCCUGCAGAAAAACUGGCCCAAACUUUCAAACAUUAGCUCGCAUUUUGCAAACUGAAGUAUUUUGAAAAAAACAUCGGUUAAAAGCUACUAAUAUACGCUACAUAUCACAACAAGGAAAACUGAAAGAAGGCCAGGCUAGUCUGGAGAAAGGCUCCAAUUAUCUAGUAUGUGUAAUAAGUGUACUACUAUAAACCGGUAGUGAAAUGAGUUUACUGUAUGAUAUGUGAGAGAAUGAUAUGAUCAGUGUUGUUAGAGGAGCCAUCAUCCCUCAGAGAGCUCUCUUAUCUCUGAUGGUACAUUGCCUACUGUGUGUGCAGGGACAGCUGGGGAAAGGGAUAUUAGAGGACUAAUAGGUGUCUCUGGGAAAUUAUUUCUGCCUUCUGGUUUUAAAAAUAUGUAAUUUUCUGCUCGAAAGUGAACAGAUUCAUGCACUUUUUUCUUUGUGUUAGUUUUUCUGCAGCAUUCGAAAUGAUCAGCUUAUUUUAUGAAAUGCUAAAUAACCCUUUCUCACUGACUGACAGUGUAUGCACACUAUAAUUCUGGGCUAAAAGGCAAGGCUCAUUACAUUACAUUAUACUUCACAAAUAAUUCAUAACGUUACUUCUACUAUUUUGCAAGAAAGGAAGGGAAAAAAAUUGAGCUGGAGUUAGCCUUUAACCUUUGCUAGAACUACAAUACUUGUUGAAGUCAUCUUUGAAAAAAUGACUUUGUCUGGGGAAAUAAGUAACUGCUUUCUGGCCUGUUAAAAGCUUAUUUUAUAUGAUGCUGCAUGAUGGGUUGCAGCUUAAUGCACCUUUAAAAGAUAUCAAGGAAAAAACAAACAUCCUGAAAGGGUCUCAGGUAACUAACUGCUUGGCGUUUCAGAAGAUCAAGGGUUUGGUUCUUCCAGAGACGGCUGAAAAAUGGGAUAACAUUUUCACCAACGUUUUGUUCCUCUCUUUUUGGGCCAAAAAAGUUUAAGCAAAAUGUAAUUAAAAUAUUUCAAGCAGAAACUGGAUGAAAUUUUUGUGAAAUUUUCCCACCCACUCUUUCUUGGUUAAAUUCUUGAGGAAAAAAAUUAAUCAAAAACUUCAGAAUUGUGAACAUUCUCAACUGCCCCCUACUUGCACUUCAUGUCGUUUAGCUGUUUAUUGCAGAGCUUUGCUCACACUAUACACAGCUCCAAAUGACUGCACAGGCACGCUGAAGAGGAGAAUCAGACCCUACAACUUGACUAUGGAAGUUAUUAAAUUAUCUAGUGAUAUUUGAAUACUCUGUUACCAAACCACCAUUUAGUACUGUAAUCCAGAUACAUAAAGAGAUGUUUUAUUGAUAAAGCCAUUCAGGGUUUAGUUUGACUUCUGCAACACGUUUUUCUGAACUUUCCUAGGUGAUCCCAUCUAUAGGUAGCCCAGAGUCAGACUUCAGUGUAAAGAAAUGUAUAUGAUUUUACAACUGUACUAUGCACACACACAGGUCAUAUUUGUACUGGGUGUAAAGAAAUUCCUUCCUCUCAAAACCAGUUGUCUUGGAAUAUAUUCUAAAAAUAAUGUAUGACACCUUAGAGACAAUAUAAAGGCUAUGUCGGACAGGGAAAGAUUUGGUAGCAACAUUUGGUAAUUUUGCAAAUGACUGGCUUAAGAAAAAUUAACGUUUAGUGCAGUGUUGCAUGUAUUUACUCAGAAACUCACUUGACUGUUUAGUAUAAACAUGUAAAUUAUUAUGUUUUCUUUGUACCACUUUUCCUGGUUGGCUUCAAGUAUCAGGCCUGAUCUUGAAAACAUUUAUUAGCAGGCAUCGUGCUUAUUGCACUGAGUCAUCUCAUUGCCUGCAGUGGAACUAUUUGUGGCCAUAAGCAUUUACAGGCUCAAGCUCAUAAUUAUCACUUGCCAAAGGCAGAGUGUCUUGCAGUUACAUGAUAGAGGACUUACAUACUCCUGUAAGUCACAUGCAUUUGGAAACACAAUGGCCUGGAUUCUGUAAGCUUUUACAAUGUGCUUAACUUACCAACAUGUGUAGCCUCAUUGAUAUCAAUGGGAUACUCAUGCUUAAAGUUAAGCAUGUGCGUAAGUACUUGCAGGAUUUGGCUGAUGUAUACAGUGGAGCCACUCCCAAGUUGCCUAAUUUUCAAUGGAUGUGAUUACUGAGCUACCGCUUGAGUUCUUGAAUAUGUAUAUCAGGCAUCGUCAGUAAAAGUUUUGUUUUUAGUGAAUGCGUUCAGUUGAGUAUAUCGAAUAUUGUGCCUUAAAGUCCCCUCGUCAUAGGAGCCUUCUGUGAAAACUAAACCACAAUAUAGCUGAUGAUAAUUUUGUGUAUCCUCCAAAGAUCCAGGUUGAUACUUGGGAGUACAUUAAAAAGCCAUUACUCUAAAAAGAAACCUAAUAGCAGGAUUUCAGACUCUAACCAAUAUAAACCAAGGCUUUACUUUUUCCUUUUUAUUCAAUGAUUUCUCUUUCAUGAUUCAUUCAGUGAUAUUUUCCCAGUUCUUGUCAUACUCCUUGGGUUCUAUUUUACCCACAGCUGCAGGUUAUACACAAGAUGCUCUUCAGAUAAAUUCAGUGACAGAGCUGCAAAACAGAAUCCUCUCUUUCAUUUAAAUCCUUUAUAUACAAUGUUUUUGCAUCAGGGAAUCACCCUGGCAUAAUAGCUGGUACAGGCAUUGUCAAAUAUAUUUCAUAUUAAUAAAGCAUCAAAAGGAGACAUCUCUUUCUACUGAAAGCAUGAACCUGCAUUAUAAUAUUAGAUCGUGAUUCUACACCACUUAGUUGGAGUAAUACAUAUUUGUUGUAUAAUCAUGGAAAAAUGUUGUUUUUAAUGUUUAAAAUUACUUGGGACCUGGUUUAAGAGAUUGUUUUCUAAAGUGAAUGGUAGAAAAAGUGUACAUGUAUUUUAAAUAUAUAUGUGUGCAUGUUAUUAAUAAAAAUCUAUUU